Molecule: messenger RNA, 2346 nt
Organism: Rotaria sp. Silwood2
Lineage: Eukaryota; Metazoa; Rotifera; Eurotatoria; Philodinida; Philodinidae
Source: the annotation of a GenBank genome assembly
AUGCAGCAACAGAAUCCAUAUGUACCAACAGUAUCAUCAGGAGUUACAGAAAAACGAAAAAAAAAUCCAUUACUUAUUGUUGAUUCGGUAUCGCAUAAACUUGUAGAAGUUUCAGGCCAGUCAGCGCAUACAACAACGACAACACCUGCAGCAUCAUCUACAAUAAUAACUAGUGAAAAUCGUCCAAUUAAAUCGACAACUACAGAUUCAGUCAUAACAAAUAUUAAAUCGACAAAUUAUCCAAAUAAAACAAAAACACAAGCUGAUUUUCUACAACAAUUUGAAAGAUUACAGAAUUCUUUCAAUUCUCAAACAAAUAAGUCUAAUGAUCCAAUACCUGUACUCAAUAAAGAAAUCAAUUCAAAUCCACCAGAAUCACAAUCAACACCACCAUUAUCAGAAACAACAUCAUUAGAAUCUGUUACACCACGACAAACAUCAACAACCAUAAUAAUAAAUAAUGCAAAAUCUCAAGCACUACCUAAACAACGUUUACGUUACGAUCGUAAUGAACUUUUACGUAUACGUGAAAAUUAUGGGCCAUUUCCAAUUCCUCAAAAUCUUCCUGAGCUUGAUAUUGUUCUUAGCCGACAUGAUAAUAAUAAUCCACAUUAUUCAUAUACAGGUACAAAUAGUCAAGGAUGUAUAAAUCCUUCAUUUCAUCGACAACUAUCAUCAAGUAAUCAUCCAUCAUUAACAGGUUAUCCAAAUAAUCAAAAUUCGUCAAGUGAUUCAAGACGUAAAACAGGCAUUUAUUUAACAAAUGAACCUAAUUUUGGUAAUCGAAAUGAAAAUCCUUGUAGACCAAUUGAUCAAAGUAAAAUUGAUGCUAAUAGUGUUAUUUUACGCGAUGUCGAAUCAAUAUUAAAUAAUAUUACACCACAAACAUAUGAUGAAUUACAAAAAAAACUUCAAAAAUUAGAAAUUGAUAGUUAUGAAAGAUUAGAAGGAAUGAUAACAAUAGUUUUUUCUAAAGCUGUUGAUGAACCAGUAUUUAGUUUUCUAUAUGCCAAAUUAUGUAAACAAUUUCAAAAAAAACAGGUCAUUGUAAUAGGUAAAGAUGGUAAAAUAACAACAUGUUAUUUUCGUCAAAUAUUACUCACACGUUGUCAAAACGUAUUUCAAAAUGAUUAUAGACAAGAAAUUGGAUAUGAACAACGAAAAACUGAAGUUGAGGCUAUAACAGAUGAGAAAAAGCAUAAAGAACAAGCAGAAAAAUUAGAACAAAAUAUUAUUAAAGCUCAACGAAGAAAAUUGGGAAAUAUUAUUUUUAUUGGUGAAUUAUUUAAAUUACAAAUGUUAACUGAUGCUAUCAUUUAUGAUUGUAUUCAAUCUUUACUUCGUGAUAAAACUAACGAAGAGAAUCUUGUAUGUUUAUGUGCCCUUUUACGGACUGUUGGCCAUGAACUUGAUACGAAAGCUAAUGAAAAACCUAAAAAUAAAUCAAGUUUGAAAAAAUAUUAUCAUGAAUUAGAGAUUAUUGUUAAAGAACAGAAAAUAUCAGCACGUAUUUGUUUUAUGAUUCGAGAUGUUUUAGAAUUAAGAGAAGCUGCAUGGGUGAUUCAUCGAGUCGCAACUAAACCAACAACAAUUGAUGAAAUUCUGAAACAAGAAUAUUUAAAAAAUGAGCAACCAGAAUAUGCACAAGAGCAUGAACGGCAACAAUGUCGGGAUCAAAAUUGUGGUACUGUUAUUGGUAAUGUCUAUAGUGAAAGUGACCAACAGCAGUAUGAGGAUGAGCGUGGUAGUGGAAUUAAACAACAAUCAAAUCGAAAUGAAGAAGAUAGAACAGAAAAUCGUUUUACUGUUAAUUCAUUAAGACAAUUACAAUCAAAUGAUAAACGAAAUCAAGAACCAUUUACAAUGAGUUUAGCUCCACAACGUACCUGGCCAAAAGGAUCAGACAUUGAAAAGAAACCUGAGGAAGAUGGUUCAUUUGGUGGUGGACGUACUGGUAAACUAUCUGCUGACCCAGUUCAACAACUCAAAGGUAAAAUUGGUUCAUCUCAAAGUGGUUCAACUUAUUCAAUGCAACGUCAAUCAGCCCGCGAAUUAGAACGUGAAAAUAGUCAACGUAAUCGUGAAAAUGCUUCACAAUUAUUACGUAAAAAGACAACUAGUAGUGGAGUGAAUAGUUCAAUAAAUACAGUUGGUACUUCGUCCAUGACAAAUUCUCAUGAAGAUUCACGAAAUGUUAGUUAUGAACAAUAUCGUAAUGCAUCACGUGAAUCAAGUGUUAGUGAACGCAUGUCAAAUGUUGGUUUAUCAAUACAAAUGAAUAAAACUUCAACAAAUGAAUCACCAACAAUAAUUAAUCAAGAUCCAUCAAAUACAUCAUUUGAUGAA